Drosophila biarmipes is the source of this 1087-nucleotide messenger RNA. It is a transcript of the gene mRpL16, whose product is annotated as 39S ribosomal protein L16, mitochondrial. Gene Ontology annotation, molecular function: structural constituent of ribosome; rRNA binding. Lineage: Eukaryota; Metazoa; Arthropoda; Insecta; Diptera; Drosophilidae. Gene Ontology annotation, biological process: mitochondrial translation. The transcript has 4 exons. Bases 279 to 1010 code for a protein of 243 amino acids. Gene Ontology annotation, cellular component: ribosome; mitochondrial large ribosomal subunit. The record is from RefSeq and is a predicted model, not a curated record.
CGUGCUGACUGUUGCAUGCAACGGAGGUGUUUGAGCAGUGUGUGAUACCGAUUUUUACUUAUUCUGUUUUUUUUCAAAACAAAAAUAUAACGUAAUAUAUACGUUUAAUACCUUUUAUAAAUAUUUGUCUGUUGUUAUUGGUUAAAUAAACAAUCAAUUACGGUGGCGUUAACCCGUUCCAACGGGGCGGCCAAAUAAUUCUUCCCUCUUCACGGAAGGAAGUAACUUAAUAUUUAAAAAAAAAAAAAAUAGGUAGUCAAUUAAAACAUAAAUCCGCCAUGCUGAGCCUGAGAAAAGUCACUCAGCUCUUCAAGCAAACCCUGACAGCGGGCAACAUAGCAAUUGUCAACACAGCCGGCCUCAAGUACUUCGCCCCGCCCAUCAAAUACCAGAAUGUUGAGCAGCCGGAGCGGCCCAAGCUUAGGAUCAUGGAGCGCCAGCCGCAGCUGCCGCCAAACAUCCGUCCGCCCAAGAUGCAGAAGCGCCUCCGCUACAUGCGCGGCCCGGAGACGGUGCACAACACCCUGCUGCACAAGCAGUACGCGAUCGUGGCCACCGGCGGCGGACGUCUACGCUGGGGCCACUACGAGAUGAUGCGCCUGACCAUCGGUCGCAAGAUGAACGUCAGCACCAUGUUCGCAACGUGGCGCGUCCCCGCUCCAUGGCAACCGAUCACCAAGAAGGGCCAGGGCCAGCGCAUGGGCGGUGGCAAGGGGGCCAUCGACCACUACGUUACCCCCAUCAAGGCCGGGCGCGUCAUCGUCGAGAUCGCCGGCAAGUGCGAGUUCGUCGAGGUCAAGCCGUUCCUGCAGCAGGUGGCCAACCAGCUCCCCUUCCAGGCCACCGUCGUCUCCCAGGAGAUGCUCGACGAGCAGCGCGUCGCCGAGGAGGAGCACGCCCUCCAGAACGAGAACCCCUUUACCAUGAAGUACGUGAUCCAGAACAACCUGAGCGGCUGCCAUCGGUGGCUCUCGCCUGUGGACCACAAAUGGUUCGGCAAGCACCUGUAGACGUACGACUCUCCCUCAAUAAAGAAAUCCUUGUUAAUCUGUUGCGACACCAGUUUAAGUGUGGGCUAUAACUUGAA